AUGGGGAAGAAGCAUCUUAGCAUUAACUCUCUGAGUUAUCAAUCAAGAAAUGACGAAGAAAACGAAGAAGACAACAACUGCAAGAACAGUCUCUUCUUCGGAUUGUUCGACGACUCUGAAUCCACAAGGCUAAGAAGUGGGAGUAUGAAGAGACAAUACAGCGACAUGGGAGAUAUCUACCACAGAGUUUAUGAAGAACAUCAUGCUGAUGCUGAUUAUGCUGAUGAUAAUGGUGGUGAUGAUGAUGAGGGAUCGAGGAUGGACAUGAGAGUGCUGAUGCUAUUAGAGUAUAUGAGAGAGCUUUACGUGGGGCAACUUCAGCUGCUGAAGAAGAUGUUUCCAGGUGUAGCUAAAGACGAGUUUCUUGGUUUCUUCAACAAAAUUGGAGAUGCUAUGUCUCAAUUCAAACAAGAUUCUCGUCCUCCUGCCAAGUCAAUGACUAUGCAGAGGAGUCUCAGCGCUCGUUCACCACGUGUCACCUUGAGAAGUGUCAAUUUGGGCACACCAGAUUUAAGAAAAGGAAGGUUUAAAGUUACAACGGUUGACGCCGGAGGUGCUCCAGCCGGUGGAGCUGGUGGUGCUGCCGCUGGAACUAGUGGUACUGCAGGAGGAGGUAAAGGUGGCUCGGCGGCUGGUCAAGGCCAGACCAAGAAGUAG
Microthlaspi erraticum is the source of this 657-nucleotide messenger RNA. Lineage: Eukaryota; Viridiplantae; Streptophyta; Magnoliopsida; Brassicales; Brassicaceae. The record is from the annotation of a GenBank genome assembly.